This is a messenger RNA of Capsella rubella, 678 nucleotides long. Its product is annotated as CRIB domain-containing protein RIC9. NCBI's taxonomy places the organism in Eukaryota, Viridiplantae, Streptophyta, Magnoliopsida, Brassicales, Brassicaceae. The transcript is spliced from 4 exons. Bases 204 to 587 code for a protein of 127 amino acids. The record is from RefSeq and is a predicted model, not a curated record.
UUUGGUCUUUAUAAAUACUAUUCCAAUCUCAAACGAAAGGUUGUUUUGUCUCUUUUCUCUUUCUUCUUCAUCUUCAACUUCAUCUUCAUCUUCAUCAUCCUCUCCAAUCAUUUCUGGUCUAUUCGAUUCAUCAGUUAAUUUGUUCUUGCUAACAUUACCGUAAGAAGUUCUUUUGAUCUUUGCUGUUGUGUUUGGAUUCGAGCAUGACUACAAGAUUCAAAGGUCUUUAUAACAAGAGCUUCAAGUGUUUCUCCGACAUUUUUGAUGUGGAGGAAGAAGAGAUGGAAAUUGGAUAUCCAACAGAUGUUCGACACGUGUCACAUAUUGGUUGGGAUAGUUCAUCGAGUAGUGCACCUAGUUGGCUUCAUGAAUUCAAGACGAGCAAUAACGUUUUAGAGCCAAACUCAUCGUGGCCAUUUCAAGAUUUAAAAUCAGCGAUGGAAGCAUUUGGAGAAGUUGAGAGCAGCAAAGAGAUUGAAAGAGAAUCAACAAAACAAAACCUGAAGAAGAAACUCUCUUCAAAAGCUUCUCUAUUGUGUAAUUCUUGGUCACCAAGAUUCUCAAGAUCAAGCAAGGUCCUUGCUUAAAAUUAUUUUUCAUUUUUAAUUUGUCAUGCCAUUGUUUAUAUAAUAAUAAUACAUAUAUAGCGAAUAUAGUGAGAGAUCAAUCUUAAUGAUU